This is a messenger RNA of Cheilinus undulatus (humphead wrasse), 4153 nucleotides long. RefSeq names its product high-affinity choline transporter 1-like. Gene Ontology annotation, biological process: transmembrane transport; acetylcholine biosynthetic process; choline transport. Gene Ontology annotation, cellular component: plasma membrane. Bases 1876 to 3561 code for a protein of 561 amino acids. NCBI's taxonomy places the organism in Eukaryota, Metazoa, Chordata, Actinopteri, Labriformes, Labridae. Gene Ontology annotation, molecular function: choline:sodium symporter activity. The record is from RefSeq and is a predicted model, not a curated record. The transcript has 9 exons.
UUAACAUGGACUGGAGAUGCAAACUGUGUUCUACAUCCCUGGAUACCCGGGCAAAGUUAUUUAGGCAUUAUCGUUUGCAACAUAGUCAGUAUUCAAGAGUCAGCCCUCUGCCAUGUCUCUACAGCAGUUGCAUUUGCACUUUUCAGUCAUUUAAUGCAAUGAAAGCCCAUCUGUCACGUUAUCAUAAUGACACAGACAGACUAGAUGCAACUGACAGAGUACAGGCAGCACAUGCAUUUUUCACCUGUCCUUUGUGUGACUUUGAGAAGCCAUUUUCUAAGGCAACGUUGUUUGGACACUUGAGAGGUCAUUUAAGAAAUCACAAGAUGGUUAUAUGCCCUUUCAGAAACUGUAAUUACAGCACAAAUGCAUACACAUCAUUUAAUGCACACAAAAGCAGAUACCAUGGAGAGAGUUCAGACUUUGAUGUUAGAGUUUUUGCAGCAGAAAAUGUUUGUGACCAAGUCCUAACUACUGAUGGUGAAAGUGUUGGUGAAGUAAAUAUUGAGUGGGAAAGCACAGAGGAACCAGAUCUCCUUGAGGUGGAGAGUCAAUGUGACACUGAUAUUUUACGACUUAACUUGGCAUCAUUAUUCCUAAAGAUGCAAAGUGUCCUUCAUGUGUCUGACAUGGCAUCUCAGGAAAUAGUGGAUCAUCUGACUCAGAUUUUUUCUUUGUCUCAACCUCUUCUCAAAAAGACUGUAAGAGAGGUCCUACAGAUUCAUGAUGUCACUGUUAGUGAAACGACUUUGGAUGAGGUAGUUAGUGCUGUUAUGGACAGCAACAUUCUUGUCAGUGAAACAGAUGCCAGCUCAACUGCAAGUUCUGAUACAGACAUCCCCCCACACGUUCCUUUAAUGCAGCGUCAGAAGAAUUGGCCAGAAUGUUUCCCUCUGCCUGCUUUUUCUUUUGAAGUUGAGCACGUACUUCGUGAAGGUAACACUGCUUUCGAACGAUCUGGAAAGACAGUGAAAUUGACAAGGUCCCAAAAGCACAACAUCCUGGAAAACAUGGCAGAAAAGAUGUACAACUUCAAACCAUAUCCAAGUGACAGGGAGGUGGGAAUGGCAGCUGAAGCUCUGGUUACAUCAUAUCCAUGUCUCCGCGAACCUGGAAGCAGGAACGGAUGGUAUGGAUGGAAGGUUUGCUUGAAGUUCAAGAUGGGGAAUUAUCGGACAAAGCUGGCUAGAACAGGGUGUGCCGAGGUGUCCAUCCACACAGGCAGGAGAAGCCAUACCAACCCUGAGAAUGAACAUCCCCACUCUAAUAUCAAAAGAGCCAGACGUGCUGAAGUAAACUACUUACCGGACUUUCCCAGAGGAGAAAGCCAGUCCUCUGUCUCAGUCUCUGGAACAAAUGAGACAAGACAUCAUUCAAGAAGUAGAAAAGACAGAGAAAAAUCAGAUGUUGAUUGAGAAGCUUAUGCAGACAACCUUUGCUCUUUGUCGCCAAGAUAUUUUGCAGGGAAGUCCACAGGUGAGGGACUUCUUGGAAAGAUGGCCAGCCCUGAAAAUGGAGUCACAGGUAAAAACUGUAUUCAUGUAUCACAAAGAGCAUGCUUUUUCGAGACAAGUACAUAUUCCUAAAUUGAACGGUUUUCAACUAUGCACUAAUCCGUUAACAUUUGUUUGUAUAUCCCCAGGUGUUUGCUGAGUUCCAUCGCAUCACAAAUGUGAACCUACGCAACACAUUCUACUGUGAACUUGACAGACACACACCGCAACUGCUUGCCUUGUUUAGGCAGAAGGCUUCCCGGACUGGCAAGACAGCUGAGGCGUUGCAGGAAAUUCUAAGGAUUUAUGACCAGCAAUUGGAACUAAAUCAAUCAGUCAAACAUCAGCUCACAUGGAGUGAGGAAAGUCCACCAGUUUGAUCAUGGCUGUCAAUGUCCCAGGAGUGGUAGCGAUGGUCUUCUUCUACCUGCUGGUUCUAGGAACCGGUAUCUGGGCUUCUUUCAAAUCCAAAAGGGAGCAGAAGAAAAGUGCAGCCACUGGAGUGGAUAUGGCCCUGCUGGGAAACCGGAGGAUUAGCUUGGUGGUGGGAAUCUUCACAAUGACAGCUACGUGGGUUGGAGGAGGAUUCAUCGUCGGCACUGCUGAGAUGGUGUACACGCCCUCUAUGGGACUGACUACAGCCAUUGUGAUGAACACUGCGUUCAGCUCAUCUUUCAUCAUUGCUGGAAUGGUAUUUUCCAAGCCAAUGAGAGAAAGACGUUGCACAACGAUGUUGGACCCUUUCAACAUGAAGUAUGGAAAAUCACUAACAGCUGGACUGAGCCUGGUUUCACUUUUUGUUGAUCUGACGUGGGUACCCUCAACACUGAUUGGUUUAGGAGGAAUCAUGAAUGUGGUCUUGGAUUUACCUUUUGCUGUUUGCAACUGGAUUUCUGCUGCUGUUGCCAUCAUCUACACGCUGCUGGGAGGCCUCUACUCUGUGGCCUACACAGAUAUUAUACAGCUUUUCCUCAUUUUCUUCGGUUUGUGGGUUUGUGUUCCUUUUGUUUUGAUGAACCCAUCCACCUUGGACAUCAGUCAGACGUUGACGAAUAACACCUUACACGCUCCCUGGAUUGGAACGCCAGAACUGAAAACGGCCUGGAGGAUUGCUGAUGAUUUCUUAUUCUUUGCACUGGGGAGUUUGGGGUACCAGUGUUUACACCAGAGGACCUUGUCAGCCUCCUCCACAGCCACAGCCAAGAUCACAUGUCUUGUUGCUGCUUUCAUCUUUCUUUUUUUCGGGAUACCUCCCAUCCUGCUUGGGGCAGGAGCUGCAUCCACAGACUGGAACUUGACCACCUACGGCUCUCCAUCUCCAUUUGAACGUGGAGAAGCAGCUUUAGCUCUUCCCUUUGCCCUGCAGCACCUCACUCCACCUUUCAUCUCCAUCCUUGGUAUUGGAUGUGUGGCAGCUGCUGUGAUGUCGUCGGCUGACUCUGCUUUGCUUUCUGCAGCUUCUGUCUUCAGUGUGAACAUAUACAAGAGCAUCCUGAGGCCUCAGGCAUCAGACAGAGAGAUUCAGUGGGUGAUCCGUGCUGCUGUGGUGGUAGUUGGCGUUGUCGGUACGUCACUCACCAUCCUGAAAAACAGCAUCUUACUAUUUUGGUUUGUUGGUGCUGAAGCAGCCUACAUCGUUAUCUUCCCUCAACUCGUCUGUGUCCUCUUCUUCAACAUCUCCAAUGGUUAUGGGGCUGUUAUGGGUUUGCUUGUGGGGAUUUCUUUACGACUACUCAGUGGGGACCCGACACUGGGAUUAGCACCAGUCAUACACUUCCCAGGAUGCACUCUUGAGGACGGUGUUUAUGUCCAGUACGCUCCAGUUAAGACCAUCUGCAUGCUUUCUAUGGUUGCCGCCAUCUUGAUUUUCUCCUACCUGGCUUCGGUGCUCUUCAACAAAGGUCUGCUUCCUGAGAGGUGGGAUGUCUUCAAAGUGAAAGGACAGUUCUCACCACAACAGCUGACACCAAGAGAUGGCGCCACAGAACCAAAUGAGACUGAGAAACUGAAGAUGUACAAUUUUCAGGCCGAGGCAUCAGAGCCAGUGAUGACCAGUAACUCUGAGUGAAAGUGUUUUUAGUAACAUCAUGCACUAACUUUCUUAGUGGCAGCCUCAAAAACAGAGAAAGAAGAAAAAUGUUUUGAAAUAAUCAGUUAAAACUAACAUAUUAUCAUGUGUAUCAAGUCAUACAAUCCAUUACACUGAUUUGCAAGGUGCAUCUAGAAAAAUUAAAAUAUCAUGAAAAAGUUGACUAUUUUCCCACCAUAAUUUUAUUAAAAAAGUGAAGCUUCCAUAGAUUUUUUCUCAUAUAAAGUAAAAUAUUUUAAGACUAUUUUGUUUUAAUAUGAUGUUUGCAGCUUAAAGCUCAUGAAUCAUUCACAUUUUCAUGAAACUGUAAAUCCAUACAUGCACCUGUACAAGCCUAAACCAGCACACACUUCCAGUUGCCUCCUUCAGCCUGCAGGGGUCGUGCUGGAUCUAAUCUUCAACCCCUGCAGUCCGCCUGAUGCAGUGUUAGGAUUUCAUGAGUGGAAUUUGGACUUCUUUUCAAAGUUGUUGAAAGCAGGGGUUCCCACAUGUUGAAAUGCCAAGAACUGCCAACAGAGAACACCAAAGUAGCAAGAUUUUUAAAUUCUUGUAGAAAAGUUAAACAGGCAAA